ACAUGGGAGGAGCACUUGAAAGUUGCAGGUAGACCGGAGACACAGACAGGGAGCGCUCGUUUGUUGCCACUUACUGGAGAUCACACGCUCGUCAACAUAGAGAGAGGGAAGUAUAGAGACACUGAGAGAGAGUGUGUGUGUGUGUGUGUGUGUGUGAGAGAGAGAGAGAGAGAGAGAGAGAGAGGAGGGAGGGAGAGCCACUCGGUCAAAGUGAGCUUUAUCUAUCGCGGUGGGUCACUUAAUAAGAGCCAUUUGGAGCUAGAGGCGGGAGCCGCAGCCAGACGCAGACCAUCACAAGAAGGGGAGCAGUGAUAAUCUCACAGGGCAGCAGCUCAGAGCACAUUGCUCUACACAGGGAAGAGAAAAAAACGAACACAGACACGGAAGAGAAGUGAGUGAAAGAAAGCAGAGUGAGGGACGGAAGGCGAGACAGACAAAUUGACUUUUCAUCUUCGGGAUAACCAAAGAAGAAAAAAGAAAAGCAACAAAGUGAGAGAGAAGAGGCCGGACUGAGCUGGAGAAGAUGCCGCGGGUAGUCCCGGACCAGAGGAGCAAGUUUGAGAAUGAGGAGUUUUUCCGCAAGUUGAGCAGGGAGUGUGAGAUUAAAUAUACUGGCUUCAGGGACCGGCCCCAUGAGGAGAGGCAAGCUCGUUUCCAGAACGCCUGCAGGGAUGGACGGUCAGAAAUUGCCUUUGUAGCAACAGGUACCAACCUCUCUCUCCAGUUCUUUCCAGCCAACCUGCACGGAGAUCAGAGGCAGGUUCCUACGAGGGAUUAUGUCGACUUUGAGAGAGAGACAGGAAAGGUCUAUUUAAAGGCUCCUAUGAUCCUGAAUGGAGUGUGUGUGAUCUGGAAAGGCUGGAUUGAUCUACAGAGGCUGGAUGGGAUGGGAUUCCUGGAGUAUGAUGAAGAGAGAGCACAGCAAGAGGACGCUUUGGCCCAGGCAGCAUUUGAAGAGGCUCGCCGCAGAACCAGAGACUUUGAAGACAGAGACCGGUCACACAGAGAGGAUCUGGAGGACCCUGUGGUUUCUAAAAUCUGGGACUGAUGACACACAGACAGCCAGCAGAAAAGAACGGGUCCAGACGACAGCAGGACCCCAGCCCUGGCUCAAACAUGGCCAACGCUGAUGUGGAACACAAGAUGCGCUGAGAAGGAGGAGGAUGUAGCGGAGGGAGGAAGAUGAGAAAACCAAGGGCUGGCAGUUCAUUUUCAAUGCAAUCAAUUUCAAAAGAGUUACUUUAAUUGGAUGAAAGACCAAUACCACAUAAUUUAUUUUUUCCUUGAAAGGUUUGAUUUGAUCUUUUCACACACCAAACAGUUUUGAGAUAUGUACAUUUUAAAUAGUACAAUACAACAUGCCUUAGGAAAUGACUGAAUUUGAAUUGGAACAAACCUUGGAAAAGAAGGGAAUGAAUGAAAUAGUACACAACGGACCUGGACAAAGGUAGCUGAAUAUGUUCAGAUGUUUUUAGCUCUAAAUUGUAAAUGUGACAAAACCAAAGUUGAACUUGUUUUCUGAGUGGAAGAAGUGUUUUAAAUUUAUAAAGCAGAGAUCAAAUCAUUCAGAAACAUGAAUAUUUCUGUCCAGUUAUUAACGGAUUUUAUGAGCAGGUGUAGAUUCAAAUACCAAAACUAUAUUUUUUAUCGAUAUGAGACUUUGAAAAUAGAGGUAAAGGGCUGAGGAAGAGGGGAGGAGGAGGAGUGAGAGGGAUUAUUUGGCUCAGGGUCACGGUUUGGGCUUAUUGGUGAGGAUUACCAGUGGAGCAUGUAUCAAAAGUAAGAUGUUGACUGUAUGUGAAAAAAAGAAAGGUUCUACAUUGUUCAGUGUUGUGCAACACUUCACAUUUGUGAGCAAGUUAACCCUUAUAUGCCGAGCUCACUUCCUGAAACCUGCUGUUUUCUUAGACCAAAGUUCACUAUGCUGGAAAAGGGAGGGAGGGGGAGGGAGGGAGAAAGGGAAUAAGAAGGAGGAAACUGAGUUGCAUUUAAAUCACGGGCUGGAGGAAGAGAAUAGUGCCAGGUAUUUGCUGUAUUAUGAUGUUAGAGAUUUCUUUAAAACAAGACUAUAAUGACAUGCCCUAACCGUAGGAUCACAGAUAUUUAUAAACUCAAGGCGAGACAUUUACAAAGAAAACUGUUACAAACUCUGCCAAGCAACAGGGGUCAAUAAAAAGGUCCUUUGUUUUCUGACAGGUUUUGCACUAUGAGAUACAAUCAGUCUUGUUCCCCACAUGCAUUUUCUUCUUGCAUGAACGCAAACACAGGCCUACCUAUGUUCUUUACUGUUCCCUAUGCAGCCUAUUCUUCAUGAGAGCACUCGAUGAGGAAUAACUGGGUGAUUCAAACUAGAGUUUUGAGCUUUAUUAAUUAUCAUGUUGUGAACUCGUUUUUAUUUAACCAGGUUGUUUGAAAAGAGACAGGUCAGUCAAAAUGUGUUUCUCUGGAGUCAAUGACAUAAUGACAUCAUUCAUUGUUUUGACCUGUGUUUUAUCCUCUAAAGAGUUCACGAUUGCAGAACAGUCAUGAAGCAGUUUCUAUAGCUAGGAUUUUACCAGUGAUGAUAGAAAACACACACUGCUAUAAGCUGCUUCUAUUCAAAUGGAAAUGAACACAGGCUCUUAAACUCCUCUCAUACUGUACAUGCGUUCAUCAGCAUCACAUAUCCUUUCUGUCAGUCCUACUGGAAAACCAUCACAGUACAAUCAUCAUGAAUAAUGAAUCAGCUCAGAGACUGUACAGACGAUGGUACCAAUGCAGUUUAUAAUCCAUCUUUGGACGGAUCACCCAGGUACUCCUCAUCACCAGAGGACUGUGAAAGCUUCGAUGCAGUCUGAAAACUAUUCCCUGUCCUGUUACAGCACUAGUGAAUAACGAUGUUGUGUUUUGUUUUCUUAUUGUUUUGUUUGUGUGAAAGUCAGGAUGUUUACUUUUUAUAUUCCUCUUCUUCCCUCUGUACAUGUAUUCAUUUGUGUUCAUCCUUCAGCUUUAUGAACUAGUAUUCGCAGCGUUAGGAUAUUUUCUGUAUAGUUUAGAUGAAAAAAGAUAGACUGUCAGACUAUCAGAUAUUUGGGAGUUUUGAGAACUUUUAUUGCAUAUGUUUUUCAUUGUUUCAUGUGCUCUCUUUAUUAAUGUUAUUCUUAUUAUUGUUCUUGUUUUUUAAAGGAAAUCCACUUCCUGGGUUAGAACAUUGAAUGUGGAUUUACUUAAGUUGUGUUAUUACGCAAUAUAAAUGUUUUUAUGUUGUGCAACUAGAAGCUCAUUUCAUUUCUCAGUGUGUUUUACUUUUAAUGCACUCAACGGUUUUUAUUAUUAUUUUAAUAUUGUAACCAAGAAAUACCUUUUGUUUAUUCAUGUUUUUUUUUCUUUUACCAGUCUGACUUAUUGAGAAUCUAAUGAGCUUUACAUGAGCUGAGAAAAGCAGUGAUAUUUUCAUACAUUGUCGGUCAUGUUUGUGUAACAUUUUACAGAAAGUGUUUUGGAGUAAAAAUGUUGUUCAGAAUAAUAGUUGAGAUUCAAAUAAAGAUGAAAAACUCUGAAAAGUUGAACUGGCUGGCUUGGAAGUUGACAGAGAGGUUAUCAUAUGAAAAUCUUGUGUUGCAAAGGAAGUGAGAGAAACGGUUACAGCAAAGUCAAAAAAGUCCUGGAGUACUGGAGGAAUUAAUGAGAAAAUUUGAUACUUGGACAAUUUGAUUUGGGUAACUUUAGAUUGAUAAAAAAUGAUGUGCAUUGAGAUAUUUUGGAGAGUGGGGUGAAAGGUUAUUUGUUCAGAGUAUGCACAAAGUGUAACUUCCCUAUGAUAAGUAGCAGAUUUUGGUGACUAAGCCGAAGUUGAUACUGUUAUGUUGAAAAGCUGAGAAGAUAAGAGAGCAGAGAAGUGGAAUCAGAGAAUUUGAAUGCAGAGUUGAGGUGUGUGCAGGGACAGAGGAAGGUCUUAGAACAUUUGAGGGUCAGGUCAUGUUGGUUAUAGAUGUAAUCCAUUUACAUGAUGUAAAGUGGCUGUUUGUUUUAUUCCUUUUUCACUUGCAUCCUAUGUUGAAAAAGUUCAGCAGCACAGAUUAGGUGCCCAUCCUGAGCCCUUUUCAUAUUGUGAGUAUGCAACAGCACCAUAACAUAGCUCCCCCUCAUCCACCUUAAUACUCUCAUAUUGAUCCUGCAGAGGCAUAACACUGCUUCCCCAGUGAGUUAUUUCACACUGCGUGGAACUUUGACUCCUGCAGUGAACAAUGUAGUAAUGUAAGCUACAUUUCAAGUUGUUCUGAGUGGAAGCUGAUGAGAGAGUUUGGUGGAAAGUUAGCGGUGGUAGAAUUAUUGAGAUUUAGCCUUGAGGCCCGCUGUCUGUUUUUAAAAAUUAGCCUUUUGUUAAUUGAUUAGAUGUUUAUGCUACAAACUGUCAAAUCAGGUCGUUUCUCUCAUAAACUUGACGUAAAACACGGGAAUCUUGAUUUUCUGCAGUGAAUCAGGUUGAGAAAUAUUUUAUUGUAAAAGGAGGUUUUGUUACAUUUCUUGGUUGUAGUUAGAAAGUGCAUCAUGUACUGCCAUGUCCCCACCAGCCAAUGCAAACAUCUUUCAUACUCCGUCCCUCAGUUUUCUUAAUGCAGGCAUUAAGGCAAAACAUUAAACCAUACACUUCUUGUUGUUGUUUCUUUAACUGUUUGUUUUCUUUUUUGUUUAAGUUAUUGAUGCUUUGGUUUUAUUUAGAGAUCCAAAGAUGAAACUGUAAUAUUUAGUGGCUUGUACACACUCCCCAGGUUUCCCCUCUUGGUGUGUUUGGUCUGUGUCUCCCUCUGUUUCAGGUCUGAGCUUGUCUUCUUGGAGUAUUCUGAAAUGUAAGAUCUCCUAUUCGAAAUGUUGGACUUUUUCAUAAUAAACAUCUAUAAAUUCUUGUA
Notolabrus celidotus (New Zealand spotty) is the source of this 4889-nucleotide messenger RNA. RefSeq names its product core-binding factor subunit beta (gene cbfb). Gene Ontology annotation, molecular function: sequence-specific DNA binding; transcription coactivator activity. Gene Ontology annotation, cellular component: core-binding factor complex; nucleus. The record is from RefSeq and is a predicted model, not a curated record. NCBI's taxonomy places the organism in Eukaryota, Metazoa, Chordata, Actinopteri, Labriformes, Labridae. Bases 524 to 1048 code for a protein of 174 amino acids. Gene Ontology annotation, biological process: regulation of transcription by RNA polymerase II. The transcript has 7 exons.